Kuraishia capsulata CBS 1993 is the source of this 552-nucleotide messenger RNA. RefSeq lists its product as uncharacterized. Gene Ontology annotation, cellular component: cytoplasm; plasma membrane. Gene Ontology annotation, biological process: intracellular protein transport; vesicle-mediated transport. The record is from RefSeq and is a predicted model, not a curated record. Gene Ontology annotation, molecular function: GTPase activity; GTP binding. Lineage: Eukaryota; Fungi; Ascomycota; Pichiomycetes; Pichiales; Pichiaceae. The transcript has a single exon. Bases 1 to 552 code for a protein of 183 amino acids.
AUGGGUUUGAGUAUUUCAAAGUUGUUGCAAGGCCUUUUUGGCCGCAAAGAGAUGCGUAUCUUGAUGGUUGGUUUGGAUGCCGCUGGUAAGACUACCAUCCUGUACAAGCUCAAGCUGGGUGAGAUUGUCACCACCAUCCCAACGAUCGGUUUCAACGUGGAGACCGUUGACUACAAGAACAUCUCGUUCACCGUCUGGGAUGUCGGUGGACAAGACAAGAUCAGACCGCUGUGGAGACACUACUUCCAGAACACCCAGGGUAUCAUCUUUGUCGUUGACUCUAACGAUAGGGACCGUAUCUCUGAGGCCAGGGAAGAGCUGCAGAGAAUGCUCAACGAGGACGAACUCAGAGACGCGUUGCUAUUGGUGUUCGCCAACAAGCAGGAUCUGCCAAAUGCCAUGAAUGCAGCUGAGAUCACAGAGAAGCUUGGUCUGCAAUCAAUCAGACCUCGUCCUUGGUACAUCCAAGCCACCUGCGCCACGUCUGGUGAUGGUUUGUACGAGGGUCUUGAAUGGUUGGCCACCAGCCUGAAGAAGAACAAGGGUACUUAG